Messenger RNA from Patiria miniata (bat star), 2378 nucleotides. RefSeq lists its product as uncharacterized. The record is from RefSeq and is a predicted model, not a curated record. Gene Ontology annotation, molecular function: protein binding. Bases 131 to 2131 code for a protein of 666 amino acids. The transcript has 14 exons. NCBI's taxonomy places the organism in Eukaryota, Metazoa, Echinodermata, Asteroidea, Valvatida, Asterinidae.
CUACAGCAGCUGUGUCUGUUUUGGGUUUUGACAUUUGCCAAGUCACACCGGGUCAGUGUGAUCGUCCUGUGCUAGUCGGUAGCUGUGGAAAAAAAAAUAUUUUCAGCAGUUUUAGCAGCACACUGCCACCAUGUCAGCGUCGGUGAGAAACACAGGGAGGGCGACCAACGGCAGUCGACUACCAGCCGUGAACUCGGCUUUGAAGGUCCGGUCAAAAAAAGAGCUUGGAAUGUUGAAGGGCGCCCUCACUGAGCAGCUGCGCCAGGAUAUGAAGAGGUUGUUGGAUGACGGCACCUUUGCAGACCUGAUAUUAAUUGUCGAGUCGGAGAGAAUCGCAUCGCACUUGCUGCUCUUGCGGUUUCGUCUGGCCGAGUUUGUUGCGUCAGUGGUUGAGCCUAGGAUGGCCGGGAAGGAGGGAGAUGCUACCGUGGCCGAUUUGUCUGGUCUGGGCGUAACUGCCAUGGAUCUGAAGAACUUGCUGAGAGCUGCCUAUACAGAAGACAAUGCCAUCCCUUUCUGGAAUGUGUUUCGGGACACGAUGAAGUCACAUGACGCAGCUGAACCAAUGGAAUGCGAGGCGACCAAAGUCGACUCCGACCAACGUAUGGACAACGAAGAACACACUUCAGAAGCCAGUGGAAUAAACGAUCAGGUAUCCGUCCAGCCACAAGAGGUUGCUUCAGUUAAAAAUCCACUGGAAAUGAAUGAGGCUGAUGCUGGGAACCUGACCGCUACUACAGGUGAAUCAACCAUGGAAGUUUGUGAGUAUGUUGGCUUGGAAACCACGGCGGGGGUAGAACCAGGCACCACAGGACAGAAGGUUCCAGAACAGCCAAAUAUAAAAACCAAACAAGCUUCGGACCGAAGUCAAUCAGGCAAGAGUCCUAAAAACUCCAAGUUUGCGAACAAACGUGCAAGAACGCACUCCGAGAAGUCUGCCAAAAGUGACCACCUGUCUGCAGAAGCCAAGCCGAAGUCUUCCAAUACCGACAACAGGUUGCCUGCUGCGGCGUGCCAUUUAGGCAGGGAUUUAUUACGAAUUUUCACCCAGGAUUCUGGUCAUGACAUCAUCAUCAAAGUGGAUGGGAAGGAGAUACCUGCACACAGAUUCAUGUUGUGUGCCAGAUCACAGUACUUCUCCGCCAUGCUGGAGGGAAGUUGGAGAGAAAGCAGCUCAUCGGAGGUUGAACUCACAGGGUUUAGUCAUGCUGCAAUGAUGCUUGCGUUGCAGUUCAUCUAUGGAGGCGCUUAUGAACUUCCAGAUGGCAUUGUAUUAAGGGAAUUGCUGUACCUGGCGGACAUGUAUGGCCUGGACGUGUUCAAGAAAGUCAUUGAGCUCAAGCUGAGAAAGGACUACUGCCAUUUCUUCCAUAAGCCUUGUAGUGUGUGCUUAGAGCGCAUCCCAGAAUGCCUUGCGUUAACCUCUGACCUCGACCCUUCCAAUCUCUGUGAUGAUAUCUUCAGCUGGCUGAUUCAAUAUCUGGACCGUGCCUGGGCCCAGAAGACUUUUGCUGCUCUACCUCCGGACUUGCUCUUCAAAUGCAGGGAGUUAACGGUCCAGUCAUUCUCUCCUGAAUCAGCCGUCACACUGCUUCUCCAGAUAGACAAGCUGGUCUGUAGCCUACCUCAAGUUAGCUGGACCAAGGCCGUUCAUUCUGCAGCCGUACAUCUGCAAGACGCCUGCGUGCAGUACACUGCCACGAUCUUCAUGGAGAUCGUCAAGCAAACGGAAUUCUUGAGUCUGCUUGAGGGCAUGAAUUGGAAGAAGGAUCUCCUGGAGCCAGUCUUUAAUCGCGUGGUGCCUUCUAUGACGUCAGACACGGCCAACGCCACGUUCCUCGCGUUACAUUCCCUCCAGGCUGUUCUGACCGAGACCUGUGAACCGGGAAGCUGGCAUCCGGAUGCGGUGCCCAUGGUCAAUAAGUUAUACUCACAGUGCUACAAUUUCAUGGUCAGCAACGCCAAUCGCAUGGCCCAGGCCAGAGGCUGGAAAGGACUACCUGAAGAUCUUAGAAAACGGAUCAAAGAAGAGGGGGUAUUUAUCGAAAGUCAUGGGAAAGCGCCGGCCCGUAAGCCGGUUCUAAGCAGCUCGUUAAAGGGCAAAACCAAAUCUGGCGCAAAGGGGACGUGAGAAGCCAGCUGAAAAUUUGGAAGGUGCUUUUUCAGAAAACUGUGGAAACUGCUUACACAACAGUGCUGACGAUUUCAGCAGGAAAGCUGAGCCAGCCCUUAGUGUAUUAAGUCAGUGUGUAUUAAACAUUACAUAAAACAAAUUAUUUCUUAAAGGGAAUAUACAACACUUGUGAACAUCAAAAAACAAAUCUACCAAAUUAUUAUGAAAUACGUUACUGGACUGUUGGUGAACGACAGUCUAAAGC